Messenger RNA from Rotaria sp. Silwood1, 642 nucleotides. The record is from the annotation of a GenBank genome assembly. NCBI's taxonomy places the organism in Eukaryota, Metazoa, Rotifera, Eurotatoria, Philodinida, Philodinidae.
AUGGGCAACCAUAAAUCGACAACUAUCACUACAACCAGCAGUACUGCUGUGCUGCCUCAUCGUAUUCAUCGAAUUAUACAAAAUUUUCUUCUCAUCUGGCUUGAUGCCAAUAUUGACGAAUCGAAACAAGAUUUUAAAAAUUCAUUAGUACAUCUACGACACCUUGUGGCAUCAAUCACACCAUUUACUGAUGCACAAGAAUGUGUUGAGUUUCUAAGUGACAUAAAAAAAGAAAAAGUAUUUAUGAUUGUUUCUGGUUCAUUGGGACAACAAAUCGUACCAGAAAUUCAUGCAUGGUCACAAUUAGAUUCCAUUUAUAUUUUUUUUAGUAAUCCGUCGCACCAUGAACAAUGGGUCAAAGCAAUGCCAAAAGUAAAGGGUGUUCACAAUGAUAUCAAGCCGAUUUAUAAAGCAUUACCAAGCGAUCGUGAACGAUGUAAUCGAGCUAUGAUCUCAAUCAGUUUUCAUGGCAUUGAUACAUUAUUUAUGUAUACGCAAUUGUUUAAAGAAGUUCUUUUAGAAAUCGAUGACGAUACUAAAUCCAUCAAAGAAUUCGUUGAGUACUGUCUUCUUCAAGAUGAUAUUGCUAAAGAUGAGGUCAAACAGCUCGGACAAAGAUAUCGUCGUCAUACACCCAUUUGA